AUGGCCCACUCUAACCUCCCGCAACCUGCCAUCUUUAACCAUGUGAAGCAUCAUUAUGAUGAGCUUACUACUACCCUUCAACCAUUUCUUGAUCGCCAUGCUCCUAAUGCAAGCAAGCUGACGAUUGAUGAUGACAAUGUUGGUAGAGGCUUAAUAUGCGCAUUUGCCAAUGGCUCUUCCAAGAUCGAGGGUGUGAUGCUUUACCUCAAGAAACCAGAGAUUCAACGCUAUUUGGAAAAGCAAGGCUACAAAUGUACGCCAUGCCCCGCUUCUACAGUGAUCCAAUGUGUCAUGACCAACAAAUCUUCAUCUUCUUUAGCCAAAUUGUAA
This is a messenger RNA of Mucor velutinosus, 330 nucleotides long. RefSeq names its product ATP-dependent RNA helicase dbp10 (gene DBP10). The record is from RefSeq and is a predicted model, not a curated record. The coding region runs from base 1 to 330 and encodes 109 amino acids. The transcript has a single exon. Lineage: Eukaryota; Fungi; Mucoromycota; Mucoromycetes; Mucorales; Mucoraceae.